UAAGAAAUUAAUUUCACGGUGAGAUUUGUUCGCGCUGUGAUUAAUUCGGUCUUUCUCUUUCCGACUUACUUUUUCUGCGGUGUAUCUUUAUUAUGUUCUUAGCAUCAUUCAUAAUCGCCUAAAAGCGCAUUACAUCCACAGUUUUAUUUUUGAAAAUUGAUGCUUUAAGAAAUUUUGAAACAUAAAGCAAAUGCGUUUCCGAGAUGCAUAGCGUCGAAUGACUGUAAUAAUUUUCAACAUGAUAGCAAGAAACACGCAUUUUUUUCAAUUAUUUUGCUGUGCGUUUUAUUAAGGAAUUGAAGAAUAUUCACAAAAGAGAUGAAGAAAUAAGAGAGAAAUUAUCUCGAGAUAAGUAGAUUAAACCCAUCAUUAAAUAUAUAGAGAGCGAAUUGACGAUAAAAACAAAGAGAUGUGAUAAAAACAAAGCAUUGACGAUACGAUAAGGAAUUUAUGGAAGACGUGACGAUCGGGAAGUGUGAGAGAGAAGGGAAGGCUUGAUCUCAAGGAUGACAUAAAAUACUAGACGAAGGAAGAGUUUAAAUUUAAGGAAUUCAGAGAUAGAAAAGUGGAGGAAAGACGCGGAAAGAAUUACGAGAAAAUAAGAUAAGAGAAGAAAAAGUUGGCAAAAACGAUGAAACAGAUUGUUGAUGUCAAUGGGGAUGUUGCGAACUCGAAGAAGAUAAAAAAGGAAUACGAUGUCGUACGAGAGAAGAAAGACGGAACUGGCAAAGAAUCUGUACAUAAGGAGGAUGAAUUCAAGCAUGCUAAAGACAACGAAUGCGCGCAACAUAUGAUACUGCCAAGAACCGAGCAACAGUGGACACGAUGCGAAAUUGUAGGGAUGAAACUGCAAAAGAAGGAAAUGGUUUAUUCAAUCCAGCACCCUUAUUCUGUAACUUUUUAACGCUGCGUUAUAGGGUGCGGUCGAUUUGCCGCUCUCGAAUGCUUUGAACGUUUUCGUUUGCAACGCUUCCAUGGAACGGUCAAUUACCGCUACCAACGUUGUCAACGCGAUCAAAUCGACCGGUCUAAAGUGUUUCUAAACGUUGAAAUUAGUAUUUUGAACCGUAGGCAGAAUGUGAAAUUGGUGGAAUAACAACGAAAAACAUUUUACUGGAAUUUUAGAGUGGAAUUGGUUAAAUAUGAAUAAUAAUAUUAUUGCAAUAUGUAUUGCGAAAAAUUAUUUAGAAAGUACUAAUGAUAUGUAUGAUAAAGAUAUAAUAAACAUCAUAAUAACCUAUGAAAAUGAAAAUAAUAAAAAUCGUAUUCGUAAUGUUUAUAAUAUUGAAAAUUACGUUGAAGUACCAUCACUCAGUAGCGAAUCUUUUAAAUCACAUUUUCGAAUGCUACCUUCUACAUUUGAGUUUAUUUUGAAUGAGAUUGGAGGGCAACUUUGUCGGAUGACUGAGGGACAUAAAAUGGUGCCUGCAGAAAAACAACUCUUAUUAAGUCUAUGGCGUUUUGCAACUUCAGAUUCAGAUACAGAUCAAUAAUUCAUAGGUUUAAUGUUGGUAAAGGCACAGCAAUAAAUAGUGUGCGCCAUGUGGCUAAAGCAUUAUGCAAGCUUUCACCAAGAUUUAUAGUGUGGCCUACAGAAAAUAAAAUACAUAAUAUUAUAUUUGGUUUUUCUGACGUAAAUGGUUUUCCUGAUGCUAUUGGGGCUAUAGAUGGAACACAUAUAAAUAUACCUGCACCUACAAUAAAUCCAGAAGCUUAUGUCAAUCGAAAGGGGCAUCAUUCAAUUCAUUUGCAGGCUGUUUGUGAUCACACGAGAUAUUUUACACAUGUCUAUGUCGGAAAUGUGGGUUCUGUUUAUGAUUCUCGUGUUUUUCGUUUAUCGACUCUACAAGAAUAUAUCAAUAAUCCAAUUAAAUUUCCAAAUAAUACACAUUUAAUUGGAGAUGCUGCUUACGCGUUACAUAAACAUUUAUUAGUGCCUUAUCCAGAUAAUGGCCAUCUUACACAAAAUCAGAAGAACUAUAAUUUUUGUCAUUCUUCUACUAGAAUGGUAAUCGAAAGAGCAUUUGGUUUUUUAAAACGACGUUGGAGAAGUCUCUUACAUGUUCUGGCAGUGAAUCAUGUGGAUUUUGUACCUUAUCAUAUAUUAACAUGUUGUAUCCUGCACAACAUUUGCUUGUUGCAAAAAGACGAAUUGCAUAUGCAAGACAUUGUCAUAGAAAAUGAAGAAGCAGGAUUACAAAGAGACAGAGUUAUUGAGUACAAUGACAGAAAUGUUGCAAUAGCUAAAAGAAAUAAUAUAUGUGCAAAUUUAGCUAUAAGAAAUAGCUAAUAUAUGUGAUUUGAAUAUGGUAUAUGUAAUAUGUUCACGUAUAAAAACAAAUGCAAUAUAUUAAUAUAUGCUAAUAUUAAUAUUUAUUAUUAAUUAGGUUAAGAAUACAAGUUUUUCUUAAUACGUAUGUUUAAUAUAAUAAUAUAUAUCCUUAGAAAAUGUAAUUAUUAAAUAUAAUAUCUAUUUUUAAAGAAUUAUUUUUUGUUAUGAAAAUAAAAUAGAAACUUAGCAA
Formica exsecta is the source of this 2522-nucleotide messenger RNA. Its product is annotated as putative nuclease HARBI1. Lineage: Eukaryota; Metazoa; Arthropoda; Insecta; Hymenoptera; Formicidae. The transcript has 4 exons. Bases 1454 to 2290 code for a protein of 278 amino acids. The record is from RefSeq and is a predicted model, not a curated record.